This is a messenger RNA of Syngnathoides biaculeatus (alligator pipefish), 1925 nucleotides long. RefSeq names its product urea transporter 2. Gene Ontology annotation, biological process: urea transmembrane transport. The record is from RefSeq and is a predicted model, not a curated record. Gene Ontology annotation, cellular component: membrane. The transcript is spliced from 8 exons. Lineage: Eukaryota; Metazoa; Chordata; Actinopteri; Syngnathiformes; Syngnathidae. Gene Ontology annotation, molecular function: urea transmembrane transporter activity. Bases 1 to 1176 code for a protein of 391 amino acids.
AUGCGGGCGGACAGCAAAGGCGAGGUUCGGGACGUGCGGCGUCUGAUGGCGCUCACUGGGGACAUGGAGAGCUUGGAUAAAUUUCGAUGUUGUUUCGUGGCAGCCGCCGAUCGGCUCCUGGCACUGACAAAUCCGCGCCGGUUUUCCCCAGACCGGCGGUUGGCGCUGCAGGUGGCCGUGUGGGCCCUGCGGGGGGUGACUCGGGUGAUUUUAGCCAACAACCCGCUGAGCGGCGCUCUCAUGCUGCUGGCGCUCUACUGGGCCUCGCCCUGGCAGGGCCUGCUGGGAACGCUGGGCCUGCUGACCUCCACGCUCGUCGCGCUCAUCCUGGGACAAGACAGCGCGGAAGUACGGGGAGGACUCCACGGCUUCAACGGCAUGUUGGUGGCCCUGCUGAUGGGAGCGUUCAGCAGCGCCGGGGACUGGUACUGGUGGCUGCUGCUGCCGGCUUGCUUGGGCUCGGCGACGAGUGUCUUCUUCUUCGGUGGUCUCACGCCGGUGCUGGACCGCUGGGACCUUCCAGUCGCGGUCUUUCCCUUCAACACGGUCAUCGUCCUCUACUUCCUGUGCACCGGCCCGGAUAACCCCUACUUCCCGCGCCGCCUCGCCGUACCGCCGAGCCGGUCGCCGCCCAACGUCACGGCGCUCGACGCGACGGAGGUCCUGCGAGGCGUCCCUCUCGGCGUGGGCCAGAUCUUCGCCUGCGGUUCUCUGGGCCCCUCGCUGCUCAUUCUGGCCGGACUCUGCCUUUACUCCCCCUUGCAGGCCGUCCACGCUCUGCUGGGCUCGGCCGUCGGGACUCUGGCCGGGUUGUCCGUGGCCGUGCGCCACGAGUGGCUCUACUCGGGUCUGUCGGGCUUCAACGGAGCUCUGGGCUGCAUGGCCGUGGGCGGACUUUUCUUCACCUUCAGUUGGAGGACGCACCUGUUGGCCAUCGCCAGUGCUUUCCUGUCCGCUUUUGUCGACAUCGCCUUGAGCAAUCUGCUGGGAAGUACGGGCGUGCCGGCGUGCAGCUGGGCCGCCACGCUGACCGCCACGCUGCUGCUGCUGCUGCCGGGCGCCCCGUCCGCGUACCGGAUCCCGCUGGCUCGGGUCGGGUCCCCCGAGCGGAACCUGCGCUCCCGCGGACGCUGGGGAGCGGCCGACGCCGAGGAAAGGGAGAGCACCGACGUGUAGCCGGAGACGCGCCCGAGACCAAAGACACGACAAGUGAAGGCGACUUUUCGGUUCAUUUUAUUUAGCAGCGUUCUUCGCUUCACACGCCUCACGUAAUGGAAAAUUGCUUCUAUAAUUACGCCUACGAGCUUUUUUGUUGUUGUUUAUUUUUGGAGUCGACGUGCUUCCGGUUGUCGGACUUUCUUCUCAUCUCACAGACGGCGGCGAUGGGUUUGAUCAUAAGAAACGUGCAAAAGCGCUUCUCAGUCUGUCAUUUAUUGAUCGAUCGAGUGUGAAUUGUAGAGAAAAAAAAAUAUAAUAAACCACUGGAACAAACAUUUUGUCUCUGGAACGGUGCGUACGUGUGCGAGUGGUGUCGCUUGUGCUUCCGGCCGCCCGUUUUUGCCCGUAUUUGAUUUUCAUCCCCUUUUUGGCACGAACGGCCCGUGAAUUCGGAAGGAGCCGAGGGAAAGCUUUCGUGCCAUCCGUGCACGUGUGACUGUCUCCGUUGAAGUUUUGGCUUGGCGUCCACUUGCGUUUCAGAAGACUUUUUGUUUCAACGACUUGCCGCACAACAUUUCAUGCAUGAAAACACCCACCUAAACUACGCAUGUGUCAAAUCCUCCAGAACCGAGCAUAGCAGACCUUGUCCUAGUUUGGAACCAGGGACACAUUUUACAGUUCGGGAUGUAAUUAAAGCCAUUUUUCAAUCCCGAUUUGGUUCAAGUGCUUUGCUCGCACCUCCUUAUGAGUUUUUGUGCGUUUGGACU